This is a messenger RNA of Papaver somniferum (opium poppy), 2232 nucleotides long. RefSeq names its product G-type lectin S-receptor-like serine/threonine-protein kinase At2g19130. The transcript has 3 exons. Gene Ontology annotation, molecular function: protein kinase activity; ATP binding. The record is from RefSeq and is a predicted model, not a curated record. The coding region runs from base 39 to 2033 and encodes 664 amino acids. NCBI's taxonomy places the organism in Eukaryota, Viridiplantae, Streptophyta, Magnoliopsida, Ranunculales, Papaveraceae. Gene Ontology annotation, biological process: protein phosphorylation.
ACCACCAAUUCACAUACAAAAAAAAAAAAAAAAAACUAAUGGGAUUCCUUCAUGUGAAUUUUCUCUACUUCGUUUUUCUUUUGGUUUUCACAAAUUCUGUUCAAGUUACAGCUCAAGAAUGGCGCCGCCAACUUCACUAUUGUCAAGGAGGCAAUUACACAAACAACAGCCCAUUUGAGAAAAAUCUCAACAAAAUUCUAGCAUCUCUUUCAUCAAGCAUUAAACCCAAUAAAGCAUUCUAUAACAUGAGUGUAGGUAAGGGAUUAGACAGAGUUUAUGGUAUGUUACUACGUAUAGGAGGCUUUACAGAGCGAGAUUGUAAGAUUUGUGCUAAUUAUGUAACUGAAAGUGCCACACGAAUUUGUCCGAAUGGUAAAGAAUAUGCUGCUUGGAAAGAUGAAUGUAUGUUAAGAUACUCCAACAGAUCUAUCUUCUCUGUCAUGGAAACCGAACCAGAAGUUUCAGAGCAUACCUCCAAUUUUCUAGUAGAUACACAGUUUCCUCGCUUGGUAAAACAACUGAUGACUCGCCUUGUAUCUAAUGCUUCUUCUGAUGUUAGCAAUUCUACUAUAAUAAAUUUUGCAUCCAGAAAUAUUACUUAUACAAAUACAACAAUAUAUGGGACGAUGUCAAUAUAUGGGUUAGUUCAAUGUACUCCAGAUAUAUCAAGAACUGACUGUGAAAGAUGCUUACUGUUAGGUGUAGACAAAGUGUUCAGAUUGUACCCUCCUGGCAGUGAUCAGGGAGGAGAUAUGACAACUACUAGACCAAGUUGUUAUAUGAAGGUUGAGUUUUACCCUCUUUACAAUGUAACAGCAGCAAAUCCACCAUCUCUCUCGCCUCCAGCCCGACCACGAAAAUCAACAGCCCUGUGGGUAUCACUAGCUACGGUUAUACUCAUUUUCGCCAUCAUCUGCUUAUGCAAACUGCUGGUACGGGGAGCAAAGGAGAAACUCCAUUCCAAGACGAGGGAUGGUACUUUAGUGGCAUUUACAUAUAGAGAAUUACAGACUGUUAUGAAGAACUUCUCACAGAAGUUGGGUGGUGGAGGUUUUGGUUCCGUCUUUAAAGGGAUGUUACCUGACUCAACUUACAUAGCUGUAAAGAAACUUGAAGCCCUCAGUCAAGGUGCGAAGCAAUUCCGUUCAGAGGUGAGCACUAUCGGUAUGAUUCAGCAUGUAAACCUCGUCCGAUUACGUGGAUUUUGCUCAGAAGGGGAUAAAAGGUUACUUGUUUAUGAAUUUAUGCCAAAUGGAUCUUUAGAUUCUCAUCUUUUCCAUCACAAGAGUACUGAGGUUUUAAAUUGGAAGACCAGAUAUCAAAUAGCACUAAGAACAGCAAGAGGAUUGGCUUAUCUCCAUGAAAAAUGCAGAGAUAGCAUCAUACAUAGUGAUAUCAAGCCUGAAAACAUCCUUUUGGAUGCUGAAUUUCAUCCGAAAAUAGCAGAUUUUGGUCUAGCCAAGCUUGUCAGUCGAGACUUCAGUAGAGUCCUAACCACCGUGAGAGGAACUAGAGGAUACCUUGCACCAGAAUGGAUUUCAGGAGUAGCCAUCACUCCAAAAGCGGAUGUCUACAGCUAUGGUAUGAUGUUGUUUGAAAUUAUCUCGGGGAAGAGAAACUUUGAGCCUUUAACUAAUGACGAAAAGGUUAGUUAUUUCCCUGCUUGGGCUGCGACCAAAAUGAACGAAGGUGAUGAUAUCAUUAGCCUAGUAGAUAACAGGUUGAAAGUUAAUGCUGAUAUUCUAGAGCUAACUAGGGCUUGUAGAGUUGCUUGCUGGUGCAUUCAAGAUGACGAAGCUCAUAGGCCUUCCAUGGGUCAAGUAGUUCAUAUACUUGAAGGGCUUUCGGAUGUGAAGCGUCCUCCUAUUCCAAGGUCUCUCCACUUUCUUGUGGAAAACCAAGAUAAUGUGUUUUUCUUCUUAGAGUCCUCAAACCGAAGUUCGCAAGCACGAACCAACACCACAUCUUUUGGCUCGGUCCCGGAUCGAAAGGCCCAGAACGCCACAUCGUCCAUGGGAUCAGAAUAUACUUAAGCUGCUGAUUGGUGGUUACUUUGAGACCUCUAUAUUCUAUGAAGGAAACCUUGGGCGAUAUGUGGAUGGCCUAGCUAGUUUUUGAUCAAGUAGUCCGCUAUGUGUUUCUUUAUGUGUUCUUCUUUUUUCAAGAGUUUGGCAGUAUUAAUGUGCUAUCCUUCUUUCUGCAAUCUAUGCAUCAUUCUAUUUCCGACACAAA